GGGAAGGACAGGGCCGGCGUUUCCCCGGCGGACGGGGUCCGAGGUGGAGCACCGGGGGCCCAGGCGCCGCUCGGACCUGCGGGGCGGCCGCUGCGCCCCUCCUCGCGCCGAAGUCCCGCCUUCGCCGCCUCCACGCUCCUCCCCUCCUGCUCUGCUCGCCCCUCCCUCCCUGCCGGGCUCCCUCCCGCCCUCUCUCCCGCCGUCCGCCCCCCAUCCUGCUCAGCCUCUCCACGGCCGCGGCUCGGCCACCUGAAGGGACAGAGCGGCCGGGCCGGGACAGGCGGCGGCGGGGCGGGACGGCCGGUCCAGAGGCGGCCUCCGCAUGGCCCCGCCGUGAGAAGCUGGACCCAGCGGCGGGGACUGGGAGCGGUGUACCGGAGUCCCAGGAGCAGCCAGGACAGGCAGAAGCAGGGGCUGCCAUGGAUGGAUGUGAGCUCCCACCGGCACUACCUGAGGAGAGUGGUGCUGCCGGGGACCCCAGCCCAGAGCCUGGGCAGGAGGCUGGGGUCCAGAAUGGAACGGCAGCCAGCGAGGGUCUGAGCAGCCCUCUCAGCAGCCCAGCACAUGAGAAGAGUGAUGCCCUGCUGGACACUGAGGAGCCCACAGGGGACCCAGGGGAGACCCUCCCUGGCCUCAGCCCCGGGCCCUCUCUCGCCAGUGGCCUAACCCUGGGACCAGAAAUGAACAUUCUGGAAGAUUCAGCCGAAUCCAGUCCCUGGAGGGCUGUUGGACUGGCAGAGGGGGACGAUGUCUCCAGCAGCCUCUGUCCAGACCUUGAGGACCCCCAGCUGGGGCUCGACGGCCCUGGGGAGCCGGAUGUGCGGGAUGGCUUCAGCGCCACAUUUGAGAAGAUUCUGGAGUCAGAGCUGCUGCGGAGCACCCAGUACAGUAGCCUGGACUCCCUGGACGUACUGAGCCUCACCGAUGAGAGCGACAGCUGUGUCAGCUUCGAGGCUCCGCUCACACCCCUCAUCCAGCAGCGGGCCCGGGAUAGCCCUGAGCCAGAGGCUGGGCUGGGCAUCGGGGACAUGGGGGCUGAGGGCGACAUGGGGGCAGCUGGAGGUGACAGGGAGCUGGGCAGCCCCCUGCGGCGCUCCAUCUCCAGCAGCCGCUCCGAGAACGUCCUGAGCCGCCUGUCUCUUACGACCGUUCCCAAUGGGUUCCAUGAGGAUGAGCCCCAGGGAUCAGGCAGGGAGGAAGAUGAUGAUGACGAGGACACAGACAAAUUGCUGAACUCAGCCAGUGACCCCAGCCUGAAGGACGGCCUGUCAGACUCGGACUCAGAGCUGAGCAGCUCGGAGGGGCUGGAGCCUGGUGGCACAGACCCACUGGCCAAUGGGUGCCAGGGCGUCAGUGAAGCUGCUCGCCGGCUGGCCCGCCGCCUCUACCACCUUGAGGGCUUCCAGCGCUGUGACGUGGCCCGGCAGCUGGGCAAGAACAAUGAGUUCAGCAGGCUGGUGGCUGGCGAGUACCUCAGUUUCUUUGACUUUUCCGGGCUCACUCUGGACCGAGCACUGAGAACCUUCCUGAAGGCCUUUCCUCUGAUGGGGGAGACACAGGAGCGGGAGCGGGUCCUUACACACUUCUCCCGCCGUUAUUGCCAGUGCAACCCUGAUGACAGCACCUCAGAAGACGGGAUCCACACGCUCACCUGUGCCCUGAUGCUGCUCAACACGGACCUGCAUGGACAUAACAUUGGCAAGAAGAUGUCCUGCCAGCAGUUCAUUGCCAACCUGGACCAGCUGAAUGAUGGCCAAGACUUUGCCAAAGACCUCCUGAAGACCCUUUACAACUCCAUCAAGAAUGAAAAGCUGGAAUGGGCUAUCGAUGAGGAUGAGCUGAGGAAAUCCCUGUCUGAGCUGGUGGAUGACAAGUUUGGGACAGGCACAAAGAAGGUGACACGGAUUCUGGAUGGCGGCAACCCCUUCCUGGAUGUCCCUCAGGCUCUCAGCGCCACCACCUACAAGCACGGCGUGCUGACUCGGAAGACUCACGCCGACAUGGAUGGCAAGAGGACACCCCGUGGGAGGCGUGGCUGGAAGAAGUUCUAUGCAGUGCUCAAGGGGACCAUCCUGUACCUGCAGAAGGAUGAGUACAGGCCUGACAAGGCUCUGUCGGAGGGUGACCUGAAGAAUGCCAUUCGUGUGCAUCAUUCUCUGGCCACCAGGGCCUCUGACUACAGCAAGAAGUCCAAUGUGCUCAAACUGAAGACUGCUGACUGGAGGGUCUUCCUCUUCCAGGCCCCGAGCAAGGAAGAAAUGCUGUCCUGGAUCCUAAGGCUCAACCUGGUGGCCGCCAUCUUUUCAGCCCCAGCCUUCCCAGCCGCUGUAAGCUCUAUGAAGAAGUUCUGUCGGCCCCUGCUGCCCUCCUGCGCCACUCGUCUGUGCCAGGAGGAGCAGCUGCGGUCCCAUGAGAAUAAGUUGAGGCAGGUGACCGCAGAGCUGGCCGAGCACAGGUGCCACCCAGUGGAGAGGGGCCUCAAGUCCAAGGAGGCGGAGGAGUACCGGCUGAAGGAGCACUAUCUCACGUUUGAGAAAAGCCGUUAUGAGACCUACAUCCAUCUUCUGGCUGUGAAAAUCAAAGUGGGCUCAGAUGACCUGGAGCGGAUUGAGGCUCGGCUGGCCACCCCAGAAGGGGAGGACCCUUCUCUCCGGAAGACACACUCGAGCCCUGCCCUCAGCCAGGGCCACGGGCCUGUGACUAGCAGCAAAGCCGCUGGGCCUGAUACUUAGCCAGUGUGAAUGUGCAGGCAGAUGCCCCUGGAGGGGUCCGUGAGCACAAUUCUGGCCAGUGGCUGCUUGGACCAAGUUCCACAGUUGACAGGCAACCAGACGGGUGUGGAGAGGCCUGUGGGCCAAGGAGAUAGAGAUGCUACUCGUGGCGUUGGGCCUCUUGCGUCCUGGGCCAUCUCUGGCCAUCGCUCUCUCCCCAGCCCCCAUUGCCUGCCCCACAUGGGGCCUCAUUUUGUAGGCCAGGGCAUAAGUGCUCUAGCACCUUCUCACUGGAGAGACUGGAAGGGCUGCCACUUCCCCAGGCCCCUGCUUCUUGCUGGCUCCUCUCUGAACUCAUCCCCUGUUUGUGAGGUGGGCCUGCCCUCUCCUCCUCCGUCCUCUAAGCUGCAGGUCUGUGCACCAGCUCUGUCCUUGCCUCCUCCCAGCCGCCUCUGUGAGCGGGCGCUAUCCUCCUGCCUCGCACUGCAGUGACCCAGGACAUGAGCUGCCUCACUUAGUGCCAAGCCGCCUGCACUCACACGUGUGCCCGCCUCUCCUCCCACCCCCUGAGGCCACUGCUGCCUCCAUUUUUGUAUGGACGUAGACGUAUAAAUAUAAAUUAUAUAGAGAGCAGGAACUCUUUUAAAGAUGGUUUUGGAACUGCUGUCAUCAGUUAGAGGAUGAAAUCAGAUGAAGAAAAAGCCUGAUUUGGGGCUCUGUUGUCUGCCAGAAGAGCUGCCACAUGGCCCUGGGUGGUCCUAAUGCUCUGGGAGGAAAGAUGGAGAGAGUGCUGACCUCCUCCCGCCCAGCCUUUCCCCUCCGGUGGACCUGUGACUCACAACUGUUGUUCCAGUGGGUGGUUUUGGACUAAGCAGAAAGAUGUGUGUGCCAUCCUCUCUGUUGUAAGGUGUCCUGGGAGUGAGUGGGAUGGCCCUGUUUGUACUUAAAUCUCUGUUGGUGCUGCCAGGUCUCUGAGCUCCAGAGGUGGCCCCUUGCACAGACCCACUCCGCAGGAAUAACAGGCAUUCCACCUUGCAGAGAGCUACUGUCAACAAGCCCAAAGAUGUGUGAUGGAGGAAGGUUCUAGAAGCCAUUAACUCUUGGUCUUGGGAAAAGGUGGAAUGACAAGUUGCUGAUUGUUGAUGUUUCUUGCAUUUUUCUAGGGAAUCAAAAAGGCCGAGUUAAGGAUAUAUCUGGGAAGAGUAGACACAUUUGCUACAUUCCCACCACAUACUAAACCUGCAUCCCUCAGACCGACAAGUGGUGGGGUGAAGGCACCUCAAUGUGGCCCAUGAGCCAAUUCUUCCUAAUGUUUAAAUAGAUGACUGUAGUUUGGCCAGCAGUUUGGCCUCUGGGGUAACAUACUUAGUUAAUAAGAUGAGCCAACCUCACAACUAAGUACCUAACAGUUACAAGCCCACUCACAGUUAUGAAGGGACACAUGACUAGGUGGAGAGAUGUAGUGAUUAGCCAGAUUAUUUAAGUUGGAUCAGCGGAAGUGUUUUAUAACCAAACCAUCUGGUCCUUUCGUUUUGCUCAAGGGAAGUCAAUGUUCAUUUAAAUGGAAUUGGAAAGGCAGUGUGGCAACAUGAAAGAGCUCGCUGUGCUUCUCCACGCUGCCUCUGAUGUCCUUUGGUGUUUGGUUCAUGUCCCGCCCUCCACUUCAUGGGGCGAGUGAUGACAGCAGAGCGUGAGUGCUGUCGUCCUCACACAGACGUGCUUCCCCAAGCACUAAUUGUGCCUCCCGUCAGUAAAGAAACUCUUAGUUCACCUCCUUAAUUGUAUAAUUAUUUAUUUGUAAAUUAUAUACAUGUACUACUGUACUAAAAUACUAUGUACAUUAUAAAACAUACACAAAAAUAGAAAUUUAAAAAAGAUGAGAUGAAAAUAAAUCUAAAUCAAAGUUAAUAGUUCUUCCUCUAUUCUGAUGGACCGUUAUGUUCUCACUACGACUUCUGCCCCUAAUAUACUCAUUUUCUCUGACCGUCCAAAUCCAGACCCUGGUGAAAUGCAGUAAGUGGUUUGCGCCACCUAGUGGUCCUGUGCAGUGACCGCAAGUCAGGACUCCUCUCGGGGCUGACCCUUGACAGCCUUUUGUACAUUCUGGCCUUCAGUGAGGAUCGAAUGCUUGUUGCCGGCUGUGCUGUGGACAGUGUGAUGAGGAAAAAGACCAGCUCCUUGUCCUCAGGGGCGCACAGUCUAGUGGGGAGAGAGGCGGGUGGCUACUAUUUGGGGUGCUGGGAGAGGCAGAAGGAGACAUCGAAAGUGAUGCAGCAAAGGGAAAAAAGAACAUGGGAGUAGGGGUGAAACCGACACGGGAAGCCACCCAAAUGUCCCAAGUGCACUACGCCACAUGCUGGCGGAGGGGAAUCUGUGUGACAGGGCUGUAGCACUUCCUGAGAGGCCACGUUACAGGUCCCACCAAGGCAGACACUUGAGGGGCAGAGGAGGCAUGGUCUCUGGUCAGCGUGCUCUGAGGUCAUAGGCACUCCAGUGAAAACACACAAAUAGAUGACAUGGGGGGAAGAGCCAAGGAAUUUUAUUAGACUGUGGCCCCAGACUACGGGCCAAGCAGGACAGGUGUGACAGAAUCCAGGACAGAUAAUGAAGACACCGAGUGAGCUCAUGUGAAGGUCAGUGAGUCCACCAAAGGCCACUCCAGAUUAGUUGGGGACCACAUGGAGAUUGGUGAGUCGGAGUCAUGGAGCUGCUUUUUGACUGAAAAUGUAGAUGUCAAUAACUCAGAGUCCCCAAAAGAUUAAAUGACACUAAAGUGGGUCACGAUAAAGUCAGCAGGUUUAGCAAGAGGUCAUAGAGUUAGUUAGUUUGGGAUCCCAAAGAGGUCAGCGGUCACAAAGAAUUAUUGGCCCUUAGAAAAUUUAUAAGCCAACUGAGAGCUGAGGGGCCUUGAUGAGACCAUAGGUUGGGACUUGAGAGAGGUCAGUGAUUUUUCAGGUUUGUGCAACAGUUAGUUCAUUAUUUUCCUUUGUUCCUUUGUAAUAGGUGUUCACCCCAGCAUCCCCACAAUGAAUGCAACGACAAGGGCCUUCUUUUAUUUUCUCCAUCUUCCCCCUCUCAUCCAGUGUUUGCCAUUCUGUGUGAUUCAAGGAUGCAAGGCACAGGAUACUGUCAACACCUCCACUGAAGUAGCCACUUACUAGGCAUCUAAUAUCCACA
Molecule: messenger RNA, 5888 nt
Organism: Chinchilla lanigera (long-tailed chinchilla)
Lineage: Eukaryota; Metazoa; Chordata; Mammalia; Rodentia; Chinchillidae
Gene: Psd2
Product: pleckstrin and Sec7 domain containing 2
Exons: 15
Coding region: 420-2732 (770 amino acids)
Biological process (GO): regulation of ARF protein signal transduction
Molecular function (GO): phospholipid binding; guanyl-nucleotide exchange factor activity; protein binding
Source: RefSeq, a predicted model, not a curated record